ACGGACAGGAGAAGAGCAGGAAGGGAGAGGAAGAACAGGGCAGAAUCCGGGCGCACUCCGGCUCCGCUGCCGCGGGGAUCUCACUCGGCAUGGCCGGCUGUAGGAGCGGCUCCGCCGGCGCCUCACACGCCGGUACCGGGCGGCUCCCGGCGCGCCGGGGGACAAGGGGACUGCAAGGUGGCAGCGGGCAGCCCGCAGCGCCGCGGGGCCGAGCGGGUCCGGGCCGCCGGGGCUCUGCAGACACCGGCGCUGGGGACUCCUUGCGGCUGCGGGCGCGGGGGUGCUCGGGGCACCCGCACCGCCACCCAGCUCGCUGCCCGCCGCGUGUGCCCACCGGGCUGCCCCGUGCCCCGAGCCUGCAGGCUGAGCCCCGCGGCCGGGGUGACCGCCUGCCCGGCGGGGAUGCGUCCUGCCCGGCCACAGCUGCGGCUGCAGCUGCGGGGCUGCUCCGGCUCGGCAGCCGAGCGCCGCAGGUUGCAUCCGGACAGCACUUGACCAGCUGUUUUGUAUAUUUUCUAAUUUCGUGCAGAACAGGGCAGCGGUCGUAGAGGUAAUCUGUAGAUCCGUGGCUUUAAGGGAUAAAUUAGAGCACUGGAUUUGAUCCGUAUUGCAGUGGAUUAGAGCAACCUCUCCCCCCUCCCCUUCUCCUCCUCCCACCCCUCCUUUUCAAUUCACUCCCCCCUCCUCCAGCACCACCUUUUUUCCUCUCAUGCAAUACCAAAACUGACCCUGCCUGGCAGAGAGACUGCUAGGCGAACAGAGCGGUGCUCGCAUCGCCGGCACACCGCGGGAGCCGCCUCUCCCCUUGCAGCCGCUGCAGCCCCUCCGGGGCACCGCUGCCGCAAGUUCCUCCGAGGCUGGCGCCGGGGCCGGGCUGUCUCCUCCGGGAGCCGGGGAGUGGUCGCUGCCCACGGGCCGUCCCUUUGCCCCGGCCCGGCGGGGGCCGUGGGGCGGCGGCGAGAGAGAGCGGCCCCCGGAGGGCAUUUCCCGAAGGCAGCGGGGCCGGGACCCGGCAGGAAAUGGAAGGAUGAAGUGUGCAGCCGGAGCGGCGAUGUUCCUUCUCUCCUUGCUUUCCCCUGCAGGAACGUAAUCCGCAAUGCUAGUUCUCAGGUUGCUCAAUGUUGUCGCUCCAGCCUACUUCUUGUGCAUCUCCCUAGUGACCUUCGUCCUCCAGAUCUUUGUCUUCAUCCCCAGCAUGUUCAGAGACCCUUCCACCACCCCACUUUUCUCGCCUGCUCUGCUGCAUGGGGCCCUCUUCCUCUUCCUCUCAGCUAAUGCCCUGGGCAACUACGUCCUUGUGAUCCAGAACUCCCCCGAGGACUUGGGCAAGGACUUUAACUUGGGCAAAGGAGCCGAAGUGGCAGACUGGCUGGAUGGAAGCAGGUCCCCUGGCUCAGCCUUGCCCGGCACUCACUUCUGUAGACUGUGUUCCAGAGUCACCCAGAGGCAUGACCACCACUGUUUCUUCACAGGGAACUGCAUCGGGAGCAGGAACAUGCGAAACUUCAUCAUGUUCUGCCUCUACACCUCCCUGGCUUGCCUUGAAUCCCUGGUGGCAGGCAUGGCUUACAUUUCUGCUACACUUUCCAUGUCCUUUGCGGACCCACUGGCCUUCCUCACUCUUCUGCCUCACUCCAUCAGCCAGUUCUUCUCAGGAGCUCUCCUUAGCUCUGAGAUGUUUGUGAUCCUCAUGCUCUACCUCUGGCUUGGGAUUGGACUGGCGUGCGCCGGCUUCUGCUGCCACCAGCUGCUGCUGAUCGUGCGCGGGCAGACGCGGUACCAGGUGCGGAAGGGAAUGCUGGUGAGAGCCCGGCCCUGGAGGGACAACCUGCAAGAAGUCUUUGGCAAGAAGUGGCUGCUUGGACUUCUCAUCCCUGUGCAGAAUGUGGAGAGUAGCUACCGUAGGCAGAAAGAGAAAUAAAAUCCUCGUGUGUGUGUGUGUGUGUGCGCAUCCCACGCACACAGCACCUUCCCUGCUCUCUCCCACUGUCUCCUGGAUCACUACAGAGCUGGGCUAUUCCAUCUUUUGGGAUUGCAGUCGCUGUGGGAGGAAAGGAUGGGCUAUCAAACAGAAUAAAUUAAGCAUAUUUACAUGGAAAUCACAAACCAUGUAGAUGAGAUGCUCCAGCUUAGUAGUCACAUCACUGCACCUGCAUAGGUGGCAACAGCCUUUGAACUAGCAGAAAACUUAGUCAGACCCUCCUGUGGCUUCCUGUCUGAAUGCCUCAGUCCCCAGCCCUAUUAGUUACCCUAUAUAGUCUUUAAAAACUGCAUCAGGAGCCUGGGCUGUUGUGGAAGACUGUAAAAAUGGUGUCUAGUCUUAGGGAGGUUUUUGUGGAGUGACUCUUUGGCACUUAUAUACAUUAGGUAACUUCACACGAGAGCAUCAUUGCAGAAUUGUUUGGACAAUGAUCUCAGGUACUUGGUGUCAUUCUCGAGAUUGUCCUGUUCAGGGCAAAGAGUUGGAUUUCAAUGAUCCUUGUGGGUCCCUUCCAUCUCAAGAUAUGAUUCUUGAUUCACAAUACUGACAAGCCCUUAAUGACAGAACUGCAAUGCAAUCAAGUUGUCCUAGGAACAGGCUAUGAACAUGGUUAAUGCAUCAGAUAAACCUGCUCUCCACAGGCUAGAAAAUAAGGAGGAAAACAAAAUCACAGGAGGAAAACAAGAAGAAAUGGAGAAUUUCUCAUUUCUGUUAUUGAUCUGUUCCCUAUAAAAUGAUAGGUCAAGACUGUAGCUGUGCUGCUUAUUUUUAGCAAUUCUUUGUCCAAUGACAGAGUCCAGGCAAAGCUGCCCUUCUGACAGGGAGCAGCAAACAGAUAAAUCACGGUCAGAUGGAGGAACAAGGAGAGGAAACCACAAAGGUGAAUGAAAAUGCGGUGUUUGAGAAGCUGUGUGAUGAGACAGGCUAUGCAUACCUGUGAGAGAGACAGAGGGAAGUGUGGCCACACAGCAAGCACUUGGGAGGGUGCCAGGAGCGUUGCUGCUGUGUCAGAGCCCUGAUGCAUCGCCCUCUCACAGGGAACACCUGCACCAUUAGGGCUGUGAAGUGUUCAAAAUUCCAGAAAACAAGGCAGUUUUCCAACCCAUCAGGGCGCUUCACUUUGCACUAAAACAGACAGAAAAAUGCUUUUCUCAGACAUCCCUGUCACACUUUAGUUACAGGCUCUCCAGGGCAAUUCCCUCUUGCAUUGCUGCAGAGGGGUAAAAUUAUCCAUGUUAUAACUCCAUUAAGGGUGUUAAUAGAAUUACUACAGGGAUUAAUCAACUUCAUGUGUCUGUUGCUUUUUAGCCGCAGCAGCAGCCCAUUAGAUCAGUGCUGAGAUUCUGUGCUUACAGAUGUCCUAACAAAGGAUACCACAACAUCUCUACCAGGGUUAGAGCACUGAAUUCCCCAGCAGCUGCAAGAGAGAAGCCUCUGCUUUGGCAAACUGCAUCAGCUUAUGUGGGCUGGGUAGGAAUCCAUUGCUUCUCUUUAAUAGGCUGAAUGGGAGUAUGCUGACAAGCCAUGAAAAAUGUUAUUUCUUCCUCAGAAAGGCUCUUGGUGCAUUCCUGGUAGUGGAAUGCCCCUUGCUUUUAUCCUUGAGUUUCUCACAGGCCAGAAUGGAGUCACUCAUUUCUAUAGGCUUUGUAACCAUCUUUGACUACUUUACACUUGAAUACACGUUUGAAUCAAUAACAAACAAAAUAUAUUGUGAUGAGCAGAAUAACCUUGAAAAUAUACUGAAAAACCCUUAGCUAGAUAACUAAAACACAGAGGAUAUACAUCCUUCCACACUGUGUGUGUUCGCAUGAACACACAAUUGUUUCUGUGGGUAAUAUGAUGUAUUUUCUCUAAUAGUGAAAAAUAAAAGGUAUUCUGAUUUUUUACAUGA
This is a messenger RNA of Zonotrichia leucophrys gambelii, 3872 nucleotides long. It is a transcript of the gene ZDHHC22, whose product is annotated as zinc finger DHHC-type palmitoyltransferase 22. NCBI's taxonomy places the organism in Eukaryota, Metazoa, Chordata, Aves, Passeriformes, Passerellidae. Gene Ontology annotation, biological process: protein palmitoylation. Gene Ontology annotation, molecular function: palmitoyltransferase activity. The record is from RefSeq and is a predicted model, not a curated record. Gene Ontology annotation, cellular component: Golgi apparatus. The transcript is spliced from 2 exons. The coding region runs from base 1097 to 1921 and encodes 274 amino acids.